Messenger RNA from Sorex fumeus (smoky shrew), 1599 nucleotides. RefSeq names its product G protein-coupled receptor 176 (gene GPR176). The transcript is spliced from 3 exons. Gene Ontology annotation, biological process: G protein-coupled receptor signaling pathway. NCBI's taxonomy places the organism in Eukaryota, Metazoa, Chordata, Mammalia, Eulipotyphla, Soricidae. Gene Ontology annotation, cellular component: plasma membrane. The record is from RefSeq and is a predicted model, not a curated record. The coding region runs from base 15 to 1556 and encodes 513 amino acids. Gene Ontology annotation, molecular function: G protein-coupled receptor activity.
GUGCCAGGCUCGCCAUGGGGCAGAACGGCAGCUGGAGCUCCCGAAACGCCAGCGCGGUGCUGCUCAACGCGUCGGGCACCGAGGCGGCGGGCGCCAACCGGAGCGCGCUCGGGGGGCUCGGGGAGGCGCAGCUGUACCGCCAGUUCACCACCACGGCGCAGGUCGUCAUCUUCAUCGGCUCGCUGCUCGGAAACUUAAUGGUGUUAUGGUCAACGUGCCGCACAACCGUGUUCAAAUCUGUCACCAACAGAUUCAUUAAAAACCUGGCCUGCGCGGGGAUCUGUGCCAGCCUGGUCUGCGUGCCCUUCGACAUAAUCCUCAGCACUAGUCCUCACUGUUGCUGGUGGAUCUACACUGUGCUCUUCUGCAGGGUCGUCAAAUUCUUGCACAAAGUCUUCUGUUCUGUGACUAUCCUCAGCUUCCCUGCUAUAGCCUUGGACAGGUACUACUCAGUCCUCUAUCCUCUGGAGAGAAAAAUAUCAGAUGCCAAAUCGCGUGAACUGGUGAUGUACAUCUGGGCCCACGCUGUGGUGGCCAGUGUCCCUGUGUUUGCUGUGACCAAUGUGGCCGACAUCUAUGCCAUGUCCACUUGCACGGAGGCCUGGAGCAACUCCUUGGGCCACUUGGUGUAUGUCCUGAUCUAUAACAUCACGACUGUCAUCGUGCCCGUGGCCUUGGUGUUCCUCUUCUUGAUCCUGAUCCGCCGGGCCCUGAGUGCCAGCCAGAAGAAGAAGGUCAUCAUCGCCGCAUUGCGGACCCCCCAGAACACCAUCUCCAUUCCCUACGCAUCCCAGCGGGAGGCUGAGCUGCACGCCACCCUGCUCUCCAUGGUGAUGGUCUUCAUCUUGUGUAGUGUGCCCUAUGCCACCCUGGUGGUCUACCAGACUGUUCUCAAUGUCCCCGACACAUCUGUGUUCUUGCUGCUCACUGCCAUUUGGCUGCCCAAAGUCUCUCUGUUGGCCAACCCUGUGCUCUUUCUGACUGUGAACAAAUCUGUCCGGAAGUGCUUGGUCGGGACCUUGGUGCAGUUGCACCACCGCUAUAGUCGCCGGAAUGUGGUGAGCACGGGCAGUGGGGCAGCCGAUGCCAGUCUGGAGCCCAGCAUGCGCUCAGGCAGUCAGCUCCUGGAAAUGUUCCACAUCGGGCAGCAGCAGAUCUUUAAGGCUACCGAGGAUGAGGAGGAGAGUGAUGCCAAAUACAUGGGCGCAGCUGAGCUCCAGGCUAAGGGGAUGGUGACCUCAGGCCUGGAGGGGGAGCUGGGCUCACAGUUUGCCACCCUUGCACCACCCCCAGGCACAGUGGAUCAGGCAGCCUCGGCAGGUCCCCUAGAACUUGAGACAUUCCCCGACAAAUAUUCCCUGCAGUUUGGCUUUGGGCCUUUCGAGUUGCCUCCUCAGUGGCUUUCUGAGACCCGAAACAGCAAGAAGCGGUUGCUUCCCCCACUGGGCAACACCCCCGAAGAGCUGAUCCAGACAAAGAUGCCCAAGGUAGGGAGGGUGGAGCGGAAGAUGUGCAGAAACAACAAAGUGAGCAUUUUCCCCAAGGUGGAUUCCUAGCAGGAGGGUCAGUUGCUGGAAGCAUCCCGCAAGGUCCGAGGCA